UGUGAGAUACGAGACUCCAACAACCAGCCUCUGCACCUGAUCAGCUCCUCAGACAAACACGGCUCAGACCUGCUCAAAGUGGAGUACACCAAAGCUGAUAUCAACGGUCCUAAUUUCCAGACAACGUUUGACAACACUGAGCAAAACCUGAAGGUGGAGUUGUCGUCUCUAGACUUUCUCCUCCACACCAAAGCGCUCCUCUCCACCAUCAACUAUCUGAACACAGCCGUACCCCAGGAGCUGACAGCCUCCAAGGACAGAGAGGCCAAGAAACAGGUGGAGAAGGCUGGACAGGGGAAGACAGUGUCGAAAGGACCAACAAACAGCAAUGUGUUCACCUUCAAACUGUCUGCUGAACUGGGUUCCUUCCGUGUGGAGGUGUGUGAUGACCAGAACAUCGCUGACAUCACAAUACAAGGUAUUGAUGGGUCGGUGCUGGUCCAGGCCAAAGAGACAAUGGUGUUCGCCAGGCUCAGGGACAUAGUGGUGCUGGAUGUCGACCCCAAAACCAUCCACAAAAAGGCCGUCUCCAUGGUGGGCGAGGAGGUGUUCAGCUUUCAGAUGUCCCUGUAUCCCAACGCUACGGAGGGAGAGGGUUACUCAGACACCUCCAAGGUGGACGGGAAGGUUACCAUGAGGCUGGGCUGCAUCCAGAUCGUCUAUCUGCACAAGUUCCUCAUGUCUCUACUGACUUUUCUGGAUAACUUCCAGACGGCCAAAGAGGCGUUGACUGUGGCCACGGCCCACGCAGCAGAGAAGGCGGCCUCCAGCGUCAGAGACUUUGCCCAGAAGAGCUUCCGUCUCUCCAUGGACGUCAAGCUGAAGGCCCCUCUCAUCGUCGUCCCUCAGUCCUCCACCUCACACAAUGCGUUUGUGGUGGACCUGGGGCUCAUCACCGUGGGCAACAGUUUCAGUCUGAUGUCGGCUGAAGGGUUCUCGCUCCCCGUUGUGUUGGACACCAUGGAUGUCAAACUCACUCAGCUCAAACUGUCCAGGACCACGCUGAAACAAGGCUCCCCACAGACAGACAUCGAGAUCCUUCAGCCAAUCAAUUUAGAGUUUCUGGUCAAACGGAACCUGGCCUCUUCCUGGUACAACAAGAUCCCUGGAGUAGAGGUUCAAGGAAUGCUCAAGUCUAUGAAUAUGGCUCUCGGUCAGGAGGACUUUGGUGUCCUGAUGAAGACACUGAGGAGAACAUCGGAGAGGGCAGCAAACAGAGCACGUCCUGGAUGUGGGAUGUCUCCUGUGGAGGCUGGAGGAGGAGGAGGAGGAGGACAGCCUGCUGCUGUUACCAAUGCAGGAGGACUGGGAGAAAACAUCGUCAAUAUGCUGCUCAACCUGGAGAUUAAGGAGGUGGUUGUGAAGCUGAAGAAGUCCAGGUCAGAUCAGAAGGAGAGUCCGUUCCUGGUUCUCCACGUAGCCCAGCUGGGCAUCCACACCAAUGUCAGGCAGUACGACAUGGUGGCCACAACGUACAUCAAGAAAAUCUCUAUGAAGUGCCUGGAGUUCUCAGAUUCCAACGGUGAACCACUGUGUCUGAUCAGUUCCUCUGUGGAGUCAGGUGCUGACCUCCUCAAAGUGGAAUACUUCAAGGCUGACAGAAACAGGCCAAACUUUGCCACUGUUCACAAGAAUACUGAGCAGAUGAUCAACGUGACCUUCACCUCCCUGGAUCUACUGCUUCACACGGAGGCUCUCCUCUCCACCAUAGACUUCCUGUCUUCUGCCCUGUCCUCCGGCAGCCUGCCCCCUUCACCAGAGGAGCCUAAGCAGAAGUCUGAGGAGAGCAGCAGGGCCAUCUCCGCCAAGUCAACGGCUCUAGGUUCUCCGUCGGACGGUGACGUCGUCGACCUGAAGGUGAUGAUGCGGCUGGGGGCGUUCAACGUCCUAGUGUGUGAUCAGAACUGCAACAUGGCUGACAUCAAGAUACAAGGUUUCAAUGGAUCCCUCCUGAUGCAAGGGCCUCAAACCCACAUCUCUGCCCGCCUUCGGGAUUUCAUCGUCAUUAAUGUUGACCCAAAAGCCAUCUCUAUCGUAGGAGACGAGGUGUUUAGUUUCAGUAUGAGUCUGACCCCCAAGGCGACAGAGGGUGCCGGCUACGCAGACACCUCCAAGACGGACGGGAAGGUCCAGCUCAACGUGGGCUGUGUCCAAGUCGUCUACCUCCACAAGUUUGUCAUGUCUUUGUUGAAUUUCAGCAACAAUUUCCAGACGGCCAAAGACGCUUUGAGUGUGGCCACGGCCCAGGCAGCAGAGAAGGCGGCCUCCAGCAUCAGGGACUUUGCCCAGAAGAGCUUCCGUCUCUCCAUGGACAUCAGGCUGAAGGCCCCUCUCAUCAUCAUCCCUCAGUCCUCCACCUCACACAAUGCACUGGAGGUGGACCUGGGGCUCAUCACCGUGGGCAACAGCUUCUCUCUUCUUGCUGUGGAGGGAUGUCCACUUCCUGCUGUCAUUGACCACAUGGACGUACAGCUCACACAGCUCAAACUGUCCAGGAUUUACAUGGAACAAGACUCUCAGCCCAGUACUGAGCUGCUGGAGCCUGUCAACCUGCUCCUAACAGUGAAGAGGAACCUGGCUGCAGCAUGGUACCAGAAGAUGGCCGCCGUAGAGGUAGAGGGAGACCUCAAGCCCAUGAAGGUUGCCCUGAGUCAGGACGACCUAACAGUUCUGUUGAGGAUCCUGAUGGAGAACAUUGGAGAAGCCAGCGGUCUGCAGCCAGACCAACACCCUAGCCCCGACACGACAGCCCUGACACACAAGACCACGCCGAUGCUCAAAACAGACUACGCCAAAGACGGUGUAGAGAACACGGUUGAACUUCCAGAACGACAGGAAGAAGAGGAACCCCUCGAAACCAUGACGUUUAUCUUCAACAUAGAGUCCCUGGGACUGGUCCUGUACAGCAAUGACCCGAAACAGGUAUCGGCUGUGUCUCAACACCAGGAGAGGCUGUGUCUGGGGGAGUUGACCUUUCACCUGAUGAAGGCUUCAGGGAAGAUGUUUAAUAACGGGUCCAUGGAGGUCUCUACCAUCCUCACAGCCUGCACCCUGGACGACAUGAGGACAGGCGUACAGAGAGUUACCUCACGGAUGCUGGGUAAGCGUGACGAGGCGAGCGAGGAAGCCAUGAUAGACGUGGCGUACACGCAGAGCGCCGGCGAGCGCCAGGUGGUGGCGGUGGUACAGAAGCUCUAUCUGUGUGCCAGCGUUGAGUUUCUCAUGGCAGUGGCAGACUUCUUCAUCCAGGCCCUGCCCCAGAGCUCCGCCCAGGACGUGCCCACUAACACCAAGCUAGCCCUGCCAGGCCUGGCCAAGACCUCCCAGCCACCCCAGCUUCGGGAUAGAGCCAACACUGACCCCAGAACAGGCUCCAGUCCCAGGACCAAGCUGCGUGCAGUCAUACUAGACCCAGAGGUGGUGUUUGUGGCUAACCUGAUGAGAGCCGACGCUCCGGCGCUGGUUGCCUCCUUCCAAUGUGACUUCAGUCUGAUGCUAGAGCCUGGGGGAGGGCCCCUUGGGGGAGGGCCCCCUGGGGGAGGGCCCGGGGCCCCUGGGGGACAAAGCAUGACGGCCAACCUCAGAGAGCUCAAAGUUCUGGCCUGUCCCUUCAUCAGGACCAAUGAGACCAAGGUGGUCACUACGGUGCUACGUCCGUGUUCUGUCUUCCUGGAAACCAAAACCCACCCCAACCAACCGCUUUCCGGCUGUGUGACUGUGGAGGAAGUCAUUAUCAAAAUCUCCCCUGUCAUCCUGAACACAGUGAGGACCAUCACGGCAGCCAUGACGGCGAAGCCCAAAGACGAGGCAGCAGAGGAGGAGAAGACCGAGGUCGGCAACCUGUGGUCCACCAUGAACAUCUACGCCUGCAACUACUGGUUCCUGGGAGUGGACUCUGCCAGCGAGGUGACGGAGAGUUUCAGUGACCAGGACGGCCGUAACUUUGGGGAGAGUUUCAAGGUGGAUGUGAAGGUUAUUCAGGUGACCAUGGAGUCUGGUCUGGGCCACAGGACGGUCCCCCUGCUGCUGGCUGAGAGCUCUCUGUCUGGGACGGCCAAGAACUGGUCCUCCCUCCUCUACCUCUGCUCUGACAUGACCCUGGAGGUGAACUACUUCAAUGAGACCCAUGCUGUCUGGGAACCGCUGAUAGAGAGAGUGGAGGACGGCAAACGCAGGUGGAACCUCAAGCUAGAGAUGAAGAACAGCCCUGUGCAGGAUAAGAGCCCUGUUCCCGGGGAUGACUUCGUAGUUCUCCCCGAGCCACGCACCGCCAUCAACAUCUGUUCCAAAGACACCAUGAACAUUACCGUCUCUAAGUGCUGUCUCAAUGUGUUAACCAACCUGGCCAAGGCAUUCUCUGAGGGCACAGCCUCUACCUUUGACCACAGUCUGAAGGAGAAGGCCCCCUUCACCAUCCGCAAUGCGCUGGGCAUCCCUCUCACCGUGCAGCACAGUGCCAACCUGCGGGUGGUGGCCUCCCCCGGGCAGGGCAAGCUCCACGAGGUGGGGGUAGGGCAGAGCGUGGACCUGGAGUACUCUGGGUCAGGCACCUCGACACGGGGCAAAGUGUCUGCUUUGCAACGACAGGAGAGCUGCCUCUUCAACCUCAGCAUCGCUCCUACAGGUUACAGUGAGAUCUCCAACAUGGCGGUGGACCAGCCUGGCAGGAGGCUGUAUAACGUGAGAGAUCCCCUGCUGCAGGAGAACGUGUCUGUGUUGGUACAGACUGACGCCUCGGAAGGAAACAAGGUCAUCACCGUCCGUUCUCCGCUACAGAUCCAGAACCAUUUCUCAGUGCCGUUUACCAUCCUGAAGUAUUGUCCCAAAUCCAGAGGGAUGGUUAAUAUAGGACUGGCAGAGCCCGAGAAAGAGUCUGAUGUCGCCCUGGACUCCUACAGGUGUCAGCUCUUCCUCCAGCCAGCCGGGCGCCUAGAGGGCCAGUACGGCCCGUCGUCUACCUGUAUCGCCUGGAAGGAGCAGGUCCACCUGAGCUCUGAGGUGCGGUCCCUCCUCCAGUGUCCGUCGGCAGACAGCAGCUUCCUUCCCCUCCAGGUGACCACCUUGGCCACACCAGAUCACCUGUCCUUCAUUUCCUCCCAGCGAGAGGACGACUGGGACCCUGCCUACGUCAUCCACCUCCACCCAGCUGUGACCCUCCGGAACCUUCUGCCUUACAGCAUCAGAUAUCUACUGGAGGGCUCAGCAGAGUUCCUUGAGCUCCAGGAGGGCAGCACGGCAGACGUCCUGAACGCCCGUAUAGGAGGUGAGAUCAUGGAGAUGGUCCUGGUUAAAUACCAGGGUCGGAACUGGUCCGGACGUAUCCGUAUCGCCCAGGACAUGCAGGAGUUCUUCCCCGUGUGCUUCACCUGCGACUCGGCCCAGGAGCUGAGCGUGGACCUGAGCGUGCACGUGGCGCGGCUGCAUGGGCGUCUGACGCUGGCUGUGUUUAGCCCGUACUGGAUCGUCAAUAAGACGUCCAGGGUUCUGCAGUACCGCGCGGAGGACGUCUCCGUCAAACACGCGUCGGACUUCAGGGACGUCGUCCUCUUCUCCUUCAAGAAAAAGAACAUCUUCAGCAAGAACAAGCUGCAGCUCUGUGUGUCCACCAGUUCCUGGUCUGAUGGCUUCUCAUUGGAUACGGUGGGGAGUUAUGGGUGUGUCAGAUGCCCUGCCAACACCAUGGACUAUCUGGUUGGCGUCAGCAUUCAGAUGAGUAGUUUCAACCUGACCAAGAUGGUGACCAUGAGUCCGUUCUUCACGCUGGUCAACAAGUCUUCCUACGAGCUGGAGGUGGGAGAGGUGCAGACAGAGGAGGGCAGUGUCAACGGGAAGUGGCACUACAUCUCCUCUACAGAGUGCCUCCCCCUCUGGCCAGAGUUGAUCACAGAGCUGUGUGUCAGGGUCGUGGGCUCAGACUCCAAGUCCAAGUCCUUCUUCUUCAACAAACAGGACAACGGCACCCUGCUGGGCAUGGAUCAGUAUGGAGGUGUUAUCGUCGACGUGAACAUCUCAGACAACUCUACUGUGAUCAGCUUCACUGACUAUUAUGAUGGAGCUGCUCCAGCUCUCCUAGUCAACCACACACCCUGGGUUACCAUCACCUACAGACAGAGCGGUUCCACAGAGAGCAGAGCGCUGAAUCCGGGAGAAGCCCAGAGGUUUGCCUGGGACAACCCUGCAGGGGUCCGCAAACUCAGCUGGAAGUGUCAGGAGCACAGCAGUGGAGACCUGGACCUGGUUAAGGAUGAGUGUGGUCAGUUUGCCUACGACGGUCUAUCCCAGGUCCACUGGGUGUCCUUCCUGAAUGGUCGCCAGCGCGUGCUGCUCUUCACCGAGGACGUUGCCGUGGUGACCAAGGCGCGGCAGGCGGAGGAGCUGGAGCAGUUCCAACAGGAAGUGAACGUGUCGCUGCAGAACCUUGGCCUGUCACUCGUCAACAACGACAACCGCCAGGAGAUCGCAUAUGUCGGCAUCACCAGCUCUGGUGUGGUGUGGGAGAUGAGACCUAAGAGCCGAUGGAAGCCUUUCAACCAGAGGAACAUCAGGCUGUUGGAGAAGGCCUACCAGAAACACCUGGCUGGAGGCACACCUGAACCCGGCUGGGUCAAACUGGAGACCAACUUAGAGGUGAACUUUGGGAAGGUUCCCAUGGUGAUGCGUCAGCCCUUUUCCAGUAGUAUCAGGAGGAACUUCCUGUCUGGGAUUCAGGUGGAGUUCAAACAGUCGCCUCAUCAGAGAAGUCUCCGGGCCCAGCUACACUGGCUCCAGGUGGACAACCAGCUGACUGGAGCUUUAUUCCCCAUUGUGUUCCACCCUGUUCCUCCUCCAAAGUCCAUCGCUCUGGACUCAGAACCAAAGCCUUUUAUGGACGUCAGCAUCAUCACCAGGUUUAACCAACACAGUCAGGUCACGCAGUUCAAGUACUUCAUGGUUCUGGUCCAGGAGAUGGCUGUGAAGAUUGACCAGGGAUUCCUGGGAGCCAUCUUGGCCCUGUUCACCCCAGCUGCCGAAUCGCAUGUGGACAAACAGAAGACCAAGCUGAUAGAGAAGGACUUGGCGAUGUUACAGGCUGAAUUAAUGGAGGCGUCCAUGACCGACAACUCAGGCCUCAGCUUCUUUGAAUACUUCCACAUCUCCCCCAUCAAACUACACCUCAGUCUGUCUCUGGGCUCUAGUGGAGACGAGUCUGGUCAACAGGAGAUGAUGGCCAUCCAGUCAGUCAACCUUCUGUUGAAGAGUCUUGGAGCGACACUGACCGACGUAGACGACCUCAUCUUCAAACUUGCCUACUAUGAGGUGAACUACCAGUUCUACAGGACAGAGAAGCUGAUGUGGGCUGUGGUUAGACAUUACAGUGAGCAGUUCCUGAAACAGAUGUAUGUGUUGGUGCUGGGCCUGGAUGUCCUGGGGAACCCGUUCGGCCUGAUCAGAGGCCUGUCUGAAGGAGUGGAGGCCUUCUUCUACGAGCCCUUCCAGGGAGCGGUUCAGGGACCUGAGGAGUUCGCUGAGGGCUUUGUGAUCGGAGUACGCAGUCUACUGGGUCACACUGUCGGUGGCGCUGCAGGCAUGGUGUCCCGUAUUACGGGGUCAGUGGGUAAAGGACUGGCUGCCAUCACCAUGGAUAAAGAGUACCAGCAAAAAAGACGGGAGGAGAUGAACAGACCACCCAGAGACUUUGGAGAGAGUCUGGCCAAGGGAGGCAUGGGAUUCUUUAAGGGGGUCGUCGGCGGGGUAACAGGCAUCGUCACCAAACCUGUGGAAGGGGCCAAGAAGGAGGGAGCGGCGGGGUUCUUCAAGGGCAUAGGGAAGGGUCUGGUGGGGGUGGUGGCCAGGCCGACAGGGGGCAUCGUAGACAUGGCCUCCAGCACCUUCCAAGGCAUACAGAGGGUGGCAGAGUCGACAGAGGAAGUGACCAAGCUGAGGCCGGUCAGACUGAUCCGAGAGGAUGGAAUCAUCAGACCUUACGACCAGGAGGACGCCAAGGGAUACGACCUUUUCCAGAGGUCAGAGAUCAAGCAGCUGGAAGGAGAGAUCUUCAGAGAACACUGUUUGUACCCUGGACACAGGAAGACCAACGUCAUAGUGACCAACAGGAGAGUGAUGUGUGUGAAGGAGGUGGAGUUUGUGGGACACUUCAACAAGGAAUGGGAGUGUCUGUUUGAGCAUUUCUCAAGGCCUCCGUACGUGGAAGGAGGAGACCUGAUGAUCUACUGCAAGGAACAGAACAAGCUGAAGUUUCAAAAGAGAGAUGGACAGGAACCCAUGAGAGUGCUGCACCUCAAGAACCCUGCCACUGCCCAGAAACUGUGUGAGGCCAUAGAGCAGGCCCAGUCGGCCCAGAGGCAGCAUCGGAUGGUGAAGCAAAAAUCACAGCGCUUUCUCAAACUGGGAGACAGGUGUUGAUGUCAUCGCCGGCCCGGCAUGAUGUCAUGGUUACCCAGAAUGAUGUCAUGGUUACCCAGCCUGAUGUGAUCACUACUCAGUAGGUGAUCACCACCCAGAAUGUGCCACCCAGCCCAACACACUGCUACUGUACUGCCCAGCCCAACACACUGCUACUGUACUGCCCAGCCCAACACACUGCUACAGUACUGCCCAACACACUGCUACAGUACUGCCCAACACA
This is a messenger RNA of Oncorhynchus gorbuscha (pink salmon), 8626 nucleotides long. Its product is annotated as vacuolar protein sorting-associated protein 13C-like. Gene Ontology annotation, biological process: mitochondrion organization; protein targeting to vacuole; protein retention in Golgi apparatus. Gene Ontology annotation, cellular component: extrinsic component of membrane. Lineage: Eukaryota; Metazoa; Chordata; Actinopteri; Salmoniformes; Salmonidae. The record is from RefSeq and is a predicted model, not a curated record.